AUGGCCACUUCAACGGAAAAGCCCAUUGUUCUUCAUCUCGGGGACCCAGUCGAGUUCAACCACGACCUUUAUGCGACGCUCGAAUCCAAGUUCACCAUAAUCCGCCCCUCGCUCGAAGAGCGCCAGCGGCCUGCUUUCCUUGAGGCACUACGAAGUGGAAAAUGGGGUCACAUCGCCGGCUCCUUCAAGCCAUUCUGGAUCAGCGGCGGAGAGAUGGGUCGCUGGGACAGAGAGCUCAUUUCCCUGCUGCCCGACACGUUCAAGGUAUACACGGCGGCGGGGGCGGGAUACGACUGGGCCGACGUGGACGUCAUGGCCGAGCGGGGCAUCCUUUACUGCAACGGCGCAACGGCGUCGACCGAGGCCGUUGCUGACAUGGCCUUGUACCACAUCCUCUCCGUCUUUCGCAACAUGCAGUGGAGCAACAUGGCGGCACGGUCGGGAGAUGGCGGCAAGUUCCUCGACGCGCACCGCAACGCACCCUUUGGCGCGCACAACCCGCAGGGGCUUACGCUUGGUAUAGUCGGCCUCGGCAACAUCGGCUACAGGAUCGCUCAAAAGGCGCACAGGGCCCUCGACAUGAAGGUGGUGUACGUGGAUGUGGUGGCAAAGAGCAAGGAACAAGAGGAUGCCAUCGGCGGAGCCAGGAGAUUCGAAACUAUCGACGAGAUGCUCGGAGUAGCAGACUGCACAGUGCUCGCUGCGCCAGGUCAGGCAGGGCAACUGCUUGACAGGGAAAGGAUCAGCAAGAUCAAGAAGGGGGCAAGAGUGGUCAACAUCGCCCGGGGCACGCUGAUCGACGAGGAGGCGUUGGCGGAUGCGCUUGAGAAAGGCGACAUCUUUGCGGUGGGAUUGGACGUCCACGCCGAUGAGCCCAACGUCAACGAGCGCUUGAUCAAGAACCGCAAUGCAACCUUGACGAGCCAUACGGCCGGGGGUGCGCUGGAGACAACAAGCGGUUUUGAAGGCCUGAGCAUGAAAAAUCUGCUAGCUGUGUUAAGCGGAGAGGCACCCUUGACACCUGUCAACAAGCACUUGAUCAAGGGUUAA
This is a messenger RNA of Pyricularia pennisetigena, 1050 nucleotides long. RefSeq lists its product as uncharacterized. Gene Ontology annotation, cellular component: cytosol. The transcript has a single exon. Gene Ontology annotation, molecular function: hydroxypyruvate reductase [NAD(P)H] activity; glyoxylate reductase (NADPH) activity; NAD binding. The coding region runs from base 1 to 1050 and encodes 349 amino acids. The record is from RefSeq and is a predicted model, not a curated record. Lineage: Eukaryota; Fungi; Ascomycota; Sordariomycetes; Magnaporthales; Pyriculariaceae.